Messenger RNA from Cladophialophora carrionii CBS 160.54, 816 nucleotides. RefSeq lists its product as uncharacterized. Lineage: Eukaryota; Fungi; Ascomycota; Eurotiomycetes; Chaetothyriales; Herpotrichiellaceae. Bases 1 to 816 code for a protein of 271 amino acids. The record is from RefSeq and is a predicted model, not a curated record. The transcript is spliced from 2 exons.
AUGGCAGUCCCGAACAGAGCAUCCCGUGCUCUUACGUUCAUGCGCCACUGCCGCUGCCGCCGCUCGCCGCCCUCCCUACACCAACCCCAUACCCAAACCCAACGGCAUGCCUCGACCGAAGCAACACCCUCUCCUCCGUCUCUGUCGCCGUACGCACCCUCGAACUUCACCCGCCCAACGACCGCAGCAGCGCCAGCAGCACCCUCACCCGACCUCCUUGCGGACGACUCCAGUCUCUCCGCCGCCUCGACCCUUCCCACCCCACGACCCGUGUACGCACACCCGAUCUCGCGGCGGCCUCCGCCUCCGCCCCCGACAGAAAUCCCCGGCACGCGCCUGACGUUCACGUCAUGGGCGCUCUCGCUCGUCGGCAUCGCCCCAAAACCAGCCGCGACGUACACGCCCGCACCCUUCCGCGUGACCAACAACCCGUACCGCGCGCGCAAGCGGUGGCCGCCGGAUUUCCGCACCCUCGACCCCAAGCAGCAGUUCCACUUUGAGAAGACGUACCGCCGGCGGGCGGCGCUCAAGUGGGCGCGCCCGCGGUGGAACAAGGGCGUCAAACUCGUGCAGCAGACGUUGAUCACCUUUACGAUUAUCUAUUUUGUCUUUAUCUGCGAGCCCGGGCACGGCAUGGGCACGCCGUUUGAUGGGUUCCGGGUUUGGUUCUUCGACAAGGUGGGCAGGCUGGGACAAUUGCCCGAGUCGACGAGGGAGGAGGCCGAGAAGUUGAGCGAUGAGGCGAGGCAGAAGAUGAGGAGACAGCAGGCGGAUACCACGGCUCGGGCGGCGAACUCACCGGUUGCUGGCUCUUAA